Photinus pyralis (common eastern firefly) is the source of this 3966-nucleotide messenger RNA. RefSeq lists its product as uncharacterized. NCBI's taxonomy places the organism in Eukaryota, Metazoa, Arthropoda, Insecta, Coleoptera, Lampyridae. Gene Ontology annotation, biological process: telomere maintenance; DNA repair. The record is from RefSeq and is a predicted model, not a curated record. Gene Ontology annotation, molecular function: DNA helicase activity. The transcript has 4 exons. The coding region runs from base 1 to 3966 and encodes 1321 amino acids.
AUGACAUUUCUACGGCUUGCAUUCGACUAUGAUCCAACAAUUGAUUAUAACUCGCAUCGCAACAUUGAUAUUGGUAAUAUGGAUAAAGUGUGUGCCCAUUGUCAAGCAUUGAAAUACGAAACGGAAGCGCCCGGGUUGUGUUGCGUUAAUGGACAAGUAAAAUUAACACCCUUACAACAAGCACCGGAACCGUUACUAACAUUAGUAUCUGGAACUACUUCUCAAUCAAAACAUUUUCUCACUAAUAUUCGGAAGUACAACAGUUGCUUCCAAAUGACGUCAUUUGGUGCAGAUAAAAUAAUUACUGAUCACUUCAUGCCAACAUUCAAAGUGCAAGGUCAAAUAUAUCACACUGUAGGUUCAUUAUUGCCGAUAUCUGAUGAACAACACAAAUUUCUACAGAUAUAUUUUCUUGGCAGUUCGGAUGAUGAGGUCAACACUAGAUGUGCCAUUACUUCUGGGAUACGCCGUCAAAUUGUAGAGUCAUUACAAAUCUUACUCGAUCAGCACAAUCAAUUGGUAAAAUUAUUUAAAACUGCAAUAGACCGAAUGCCGUCCGACAAUCACAAAAUAGUUAUAAGAGCUGACAAAACACCUGGAGGUGAACAUUCAAGACGAUUUAAUGCACCAACAAUAAAUGAGAUAGCAAUUGUCAUUGGUGGUGAUCAAUUUGAAGCUAGGGAUAUUGUUUUGCAUCGGCGAAAUGAUACAUUGCAACGUGUCUCUGAAACACAUCGUUCCUAUGACGCACUUCAAUAUCCAAUACUGUUUUGGCAGGGAGAUGAUGGAUAUCAUUUUCAUUUGAAAAUGAUAAAUCCAACAACCGGUACGGAAACAACCAAAAAAAUUAGUUGCAUGAAUUAUUAUGCGUACAGAUUAAUGAUUCGAGAGAAUGGAGACAAUCAUAUUCUGAAGUGUCGGCAAUUGUUCCAUCAAUAUGUAGUGGACAUGUACGCAAAAAUAGAGACAGAGCGGCUGUUAUUCAUUCGACUCAACCAACGACAAUUAAGAUCGGAGGAAUACAUUCAUCUACGUGAUGCAAUUAAUACGGAUGGAAAUGCAAAUAACGUUGGUCGCAUCACAAUUCUACCAUCGACCUAUACAGGCAGUCCACGUCACAUGCAUGAAUAUGCACAAGAUGCAAUGUCAUACGUUCGGCAUUAUGGUCGUCCGGAUUUAUUCAUCACAUUUACCUGCAAUCCGACCUGGAAUGAAAUUAAACAAUGUUUGUUGCCCGGACAAUCGCACACUGAUCGUCAUGACAUCACGGCACGAGUAUUUAAGCAAAAACUAAAAUCAUUAAUGGGUUUAAUUGUCAAGUACAACGUGUUUGGUUCAGUUCGAUGCUGGAUGUAUUCAAUUGAAUGGCAGAAGAGAGGAUUGCCACAUGCGCAUAUUCUCAUUUGGUGUAUGGAUAAAAUUCAACCAAACGAAGUUGAUGGUAUUAUUUGUGCUGAAAUACCGGAUUCUGCAAUUGAUUCUGAACUAUUCCAAAUAAUUACAAAGAAUAUGAUACAUGGCCCAUGUGGUGCUCUUAAUUUACAUUCACCAUGUAUGAUUGAUGGCAAGUGCUCUAAACGAUAUCCAAAACAAUUCAUUCCAGAAACAAUAACAGGUAACGAUGGAUAUCCACUAUAUCGCCGUCGUUCAACACAUGACAAUGGUAAAUCAAUAAUGGUGAAAGUACGCAACAAUGACGUUGAGAUUGAUAAUCGUUGGAUAGUGCCAUAUUCGCCAUUAUUAUCCAAAAUCUAUAAAGCACAUAUAAAUGUAGAAUAUUGUAAUUCUGUGAAGUCCAUCAAAUAUAUUUGUAAAUAUGUCAACAAAGGCAGUGACAUGGCCAUUUUCGGAGUGGCACCUGAAAAUAAUCUAGAUGAAAUCCGACAAUAUCAGCUUGGCAGAUAUAUCAGCAGCAACGAAGCAAUAUGGCGCAUAUUUGCAUUUCCAAUUCACGAAAGAUAUCCAACUGUGGUACAUUUGGCUGUUCAUUUAGAAAAUGGACAACGAGUAUAUUUUACCACAGAAAAUGUUUUCGAGCGAGCAGCACAACCACCAGCAACAACAUUGACUGCUUUUUUUGCAUUGUGCCAAACUGAUGACUUUGCUGGAACGUUAUUGUACUCAGAAGUUCCACGUUAUUUCACGUGGAAUGCUACCAGAAAAACAUUUGAACGUCGGAAACAAGGUAAACCAGUAACUGGCCACCCACAGUUAUUUUCAAGUGAUGCCUUGGGUCGAUUAUACACUGUACAUCCAAACAUGGCUGAAUGCUAUUAUUUACGUUUGCUGCUGAUUACUGUGCGUGGCCCCACAUCAUUUCACAGUUUAAGAACUGUAAAUGGCGUAUUGUGCGAAUCAUAUCGUGACGCCUGUCAACACUUACAUUUACUUCAAAACGAUGAACAUUGGGACAAUUCCCUUCACGAAGCAUCACUUACAGCAUUAUUCGCAAUUAUAAUAUCAACAUGCUUUCCAUCAAGACCUGUACAACUGUGGGAACAACAUAAAGACGCCAUGACAGAUGACAUUUUACAUCAAGCACGUAAUGCAAGUGAACACACAGAAUUACAAUACACUGCGGAGAUGUAUAAUCAAUCAUUAAUUUACAUUGAAGACAUGUGUUUGAUGAUGGCGAAUAAACUCCUUAAUCAAUUGGGACUGCCAUCACCAAAUCGAACCAUUACAGAAGUUUGCAAUCGUGAAAUACAACGUGAAACACAGUACGAUACCAAUGCAUUACAUACAUUUGUUCAAGACAACAUAACAAACAUGAAUCAGCAGCAAACGCACGUCUACAACACUAUUAUGCAAGCCAUCAAUGAGAACAACGGUGAAUUGUAUUUCCUAGAUGCUCCCGGAGGUACUGGAAAAACAUAUUUAAUUGCGUUGAUUUUGGCCACAGUACGAUCAAACGGCAAUAUCGCGUUGGCAAUAGCGUCUUCUGGAAUUGCAGCCACUUUGUUAGAUGGUGGAAGAACGGCACAUUCUGCAUUAAAAUUGCCAUUAAACAUGCAACUAACAGAAACACCAACAUGUAAUAUUUCGAAAACAUCCGCAAUGGCAAAGGUUCUUCAACAAUGCAAGAUUAUUAUAUGGGAUGAAUGCACAAUGGCACACAAAAAGUCUUUAGAGGCACUGGAUCGAACCUUGCGAGAUUUGCGCACCAACCAACAGCCAUUUGGAAAUGCGAUUAUAUUAUUAGCAGGUGAUUUUAGACAAACUUUACCAGUCAUCGCACGAUCAACUCCAGCAGAUCAAUUAAACGCAUGUUUAAAAUCAUCUCAUUUGUGGCGAUUGUUUCACAAACUAUUAGUCCAGUCAAUAGAGAAAAAUUUUUGUGUUACUACUGAAUCACAAGAGGAGUUAAUUGCAAGUGUGUAUCCCAACAUUGUAGAUAAUUAUACAAAUCAUCAAUGGUUAAGCGAUCGCGCUAUAUUGGCAGCUAAAAACAAAGACGUAAGUGAUAUUAAUAUUGAGAUUCAAAACAAGCUUAGUGGCCAAACCAACAUCUACAAAUCUAUUGAUUGCGUUAUGGAUCCAGAUGAAGCUGUAAAUUAUCCAAUAGAAUUUUUAAAUUCACUUGAUUUACCUGGAACUCCUCCUCAUAUUCUGCAAUUAAAAAUUGGUGUGCCAAUCAUUCUGUUACGCAAUUUACAUCAACCAAGGCUUUGUAAUGGAACAAGACUGGCUGUAAAACAAUUGCUGAACAACAUCAUUGAAGCAACUAUAUUAUCUGGCAAAUACAAAGGCGAAAACGUAUUGAUUCCACGUAUACCAAUUAUUCCAUCAGAUAUGCCUUUCGAAUUUAAGCGAAUACAAUUUCCCGUCCGACUGGCAUUUGCUAUGACCAUCAAUAAAUCUCAAGGGCAAUCGCUUCAACCCACAUCUUAUGUCAAUAUGAACCCCACCGCCAUCAACCUUCAGAACGACAGAGGAAGUGAUACACUUUUCAAUGAGGCCGUGUAA